AGCAACACGCAGACUGUGUGUCUAUGAUAUUAUAGCAAUUUAAAUCAUUAAUAAGUCCAAGCAUGUUUAAACCAGAGCACACUCUUCGUGUUAUUUGUAACGUGAUCUAACAUGUACAACAGCAUUUGGGCUGUAUCGUACUGACAGUGGAGUUUGACCCACGAAACUGCAAAGUAAUAUUGAAAUACAUUGCUCUUCCUUAGGAAAAGAAAAAACACUUUAUUGAAAACAAGUUUGAAAAUGACAAGUCAAAGGUCGAUUGAAGACGGCAUCAUAUCAGCAGAGAAGGAUAAUACCUUGACUCAGUUUUCUUAUUGGUGAAGAACUAGGGUUGACUUGUACGCAAGCUAUAUGGAAAAUUCAAGAUUUCUUGGCCAAAAAUAGUAACCUGUGUUAACGCAAAUGCUGUGCCUCAGUGGUAGAAAUUAUCCUUCAACAAAGCCGUAUUGAUGAGUGCAGGACUCCUAUUCUUCAUUCCACUGACAUUGAGGAAGUCUCCUUUUUUAAACAAAUAAGUCCCCAGUUCGGAACUAGGAAGAAAGAAAAUGUUGCAGUUGGCAGAGUUGGUGUACCUUCUAGUUUAUCUGUGUACAGUAUGGAAUAUGUUCAUCUCUUUCAGAAUAUGUGAUGCUGUGCCAUUGCAGUCAGAAAGGAACGCAACAAGUAUUUCACAGUCGAGGCCUUGCUGGGAAAAAGAAGAAUUCAGCAUUAUAAGAGAAUGUACUCCGUGUCAUGAUUAUGAAAAGACUGUGCACAUGGAAUGUACAUUUACUGGAUUUGUCGAAGAAGUAAAGUGUAUAUCAGACCAAAGGUAUAGGAGCUGUCGUUCAGUUGAAAUGGAAGAACUGAAGUUCUGGAAGUUUGAAGGAAUUAUGGUUUUGCUGGGGGUAAUCUUUGCUAUUAUUGUUAUGUUUAGACAAAGAACCCUAGAUAGACGUGCAGAACAAAAGGUGCAACGACAACUUGGUGUGAUUUAAUUACUUCGUAACUUUACUGAUGUUUGAAAGUUUUUUGGAGAGAAAGAAUACCUUGCUUCUGAAUUAACUUUUCCUUAUGUUGAUUCUCAACGUUGUGUUCAUUCUAAAAAAUCUGACCCAUAUACAUUGCAGAAAUGCAACAAUUCACAUUUUUGUUUUCCUUCAAGUAUUGUCAAUUUCCAGAUGAUUAUAAACAUUGAUGUAAUUAUAUAGCAAAGCCACUACUAGUUACACAAUGUACAAUAUUUAUUGACAAAGUUGUUGUAAUAUAAACUCUAUUUAUAUAGAAAAUUAAUAAAAUAGUUUGCAAUUCUGUUCGUAUUGUUUUGUCUUGUUUUUACAAGAUGUCAUUUGAAGCAACACUUUCUUCUGUAUAAAACUGCUGAAAUUGGGCAUCGGCACUGAUUUGCAAUUCUUGUACCGUGUAAAGUUUUUUUUUGUACUGAACAACUUUGUAUUCCUUUCUCACUGUGCUUACCUCAGCAGGAAUGUAAUUUAAAUGUUGUUGUAAAACACAAUUUUGAAUGUGUAUAUGUUGUCUCUUGGGUCUUGUU
Stegostoma tigrinum is the source of this 1531-nucleotide messenger RNA. RefSeq names its product protein JTB-like. The coding region runs from base 546 to 977 and encodes 143 amino acids. Gene Ontology annotation, cellular component: centrosome; membrane; cytoplasm. Lineage: Eukaryota; Metazoa; Chordata; Chondrichthyes; Orectolobiformes; Stegostomatidae. The transcript is spliced from 8 exons. The record is from RefSeq and is a predicted model, not a curated record. Gene Ontology annotation, biological process: mitotic cytokinesis.